CUCGAUUGCACGACGGUGGCGUCCGAGGCUAUAAGAGAGAUGGCAUCAGUAUCAACAGUCGAGCGAGUGGUAGUUAUCUACACCGGAUGGGCGAGAUUCAACCUCUUUCUCGGGUACCACCACGUAAUGAUGAUGGUUCUCACCGUCUCUAUCGUGCUUUCCUCAAUCCUCCUGGCUGGCUGCUCAAGCAGCAACAUGAACAACGUCUACCUCCUCUCCCUCUCCUACGCCUCUACCCCUUCACACCAAGACGCUGUGCAAGUAAACCCCUCCAUCUCCACCACCUUCGCAAACCUCACUACCCCAGCGCCCGCUCUCGAAGUGCGCGUAGGCUACAUGGGCUUCUGCAUGCCCGACUCAACAGGAGAUUGGAUCUGCUCCCGACACGCCAAAAGCCUCGCAAAGACCAUCAACAACACGCACACCAGUUCAUCCGGUGAUCCCUUAAACCUAUUGUGGAUCGCAAAUAAUUUCCAAAGUCAGAUAGUCUUUGAUGGCCUCAUAUUCUCAACCGUCCCUCUCGUCUUCAUUUCUAUUCUUCUCCUCUCCACCUUCCCACGCUGGCACGAAGAAGAGGACGCCGAAGGGAGUGAGCGCGAAGUGAAGCCGUUCCCCUCGCGACCCGUGUCCUACAUCGUGUUUGCGCUUUUGAUACUCGCCUCACUGCUCAUCUUCGUGUCCGUCUUUUGGCAGCAUAUUGCCAGCUCGGCGGCUGUGACUAUGGGGCAGAGUCUGAGCUAUGGGACUGUGAAGGGGAAGGUGGGUGCUGUGGCUAUGGUGCUAGGGUGGGGGUCUGUGUUUCUGGACAUUUUGGCCGGAGUUGCGAUGUAUGUCAUGAUUUUGAGUAUCAAGGUUUUGUCGGAGACUUGAGGUUGAUGCUGGAAGGGCGACGGUCCAUUGUUUUUUUUAGGGGUUUCAUCAAGUUUCUGAUUUUUAUGUUGUAUAGUUCAAUCGAUGGGAUUGUACAUCAGUCACUCGAUGUAUGAAGGUGUUCUAAGUCUCUAAUAGUCUACAAGUGAACUGGUCCUCGAGCCUGAGCCUG
Messenger RNA from Hyaloscypha bicolor E, 1042 nucleotides. RefSeq lists its product as uncharacterized. Gene Ontology annotation, cellular component: membrane; mating projection tip. The record is from RefSeq and is a predicted model, not a curated record. The transcript is spliced from 4 exons. NCBI's taxonomy places the organism in Eukaryota, Fungi, Ascomycota, Leotiomycetes, Helotiales, Hyaloscyphaceae. Bases 40 to 870 code for a protein of 276 amino acids. Gene Ontology annotation, biological process: conjugation with cellular fusion.